AUAUGAAUGUACAACACAACUUCAAGAACAUCGCAGGGACUCUUCUGGCAUUGGCCUCCAACGUGAUACUCACUGCACGGAACCUGGCGCUCAAGAAGAUCCAGGAUGCUCCCAGUUCACACGCACCUAUGAUCUUGAAGCCAUGCUCACACAUCGCUUUUGUUGUUCUAGCUGAGUUUGGACUUGUGGGCCUGGUUGCCUACCUCCAGACGAUCCAAGUGGUUACAAGGAAUGUCUGGACGCUACUGGCUCUGUGCCUGACAUCCGGAGUUUUCCACGUCGUGUACUCCUACAUCUCUACCAACUUAGUCUUAAGG
Molecule: messenger RNA, 317 nt
Organism: Candidula unifasciata
Lineage: Eukaryota; Metazoa; Mollusca; Gastropoda; Stylommatophora; Geomitridae
Source: the annotation of a GenBank genome assembly